This is a messenger RNA of Eurytemora carolleeae, 1434 nucleotides long. Its product is annotated as retinol dehydrogenase 12. Bases 177 to 1169 code for a protein of 330 amino acids. The record is from RefSeq and is a predicted model, not a curated record. The transcript has a single exon. NCBI's taxonomy places the organism in Eukaryota, Metazoa, Arthropoda, Copepoda, Calanoida, Temoridae.
AGAGUGGGACGGGACGGAUAGCUCAGGGUCUGAACCUGGUCCGUACUCAGUAGUACUAGAACACAAACACGCUAGAUCCAUAGUAUUUUCAAGUUUCAACAGAAAUUCCAGCAGUGCAGUGAGCAGUCUAGUAGUGUAGGAUCCAGUGUACGCACACACAGAGAAAUUAUUAAAAAAUGGUGCUCGAGGGAGGAGAACUUGCUGCAGCUGUUAUAUUUGGAAUUAUAGCAUGUGUGCUUGGUUUAGGCCUGCUACUAUUCUUAUUUCGUCUAUGGAUGCAGGGACCUAAGUGUAGGAGUAAAGUAAAAUUGGACGGGAAGAUUGCAGUGAUUACAGGGGCGAAUACGGGGAUUGGUAAAAUCUGUGCACUAGACCUGAGCAGACGAGGGGCAAAGGUUGUUAUUCUUUGCAGGAGCACUGAGAGGGGUGAGGCGGCCGCCGAGGAAAUUAGAAAGGAGACAAAGGGUGAGGUUAUUGUCCACAAGCUGGAUCUUGCGAGUCUUAAAAGUGUGCGCGCCUGCGCGGAGCAGCUUGGGAACUCCCUUGAGAAGAUUGAUAUUCUGUUGAACAACGCCGGGGUGAUGACCUGCCCGGAGAUGAGAACGGAGGAAGGUUUUGAGAUGCAGAUCGGGACAAACCAUUUCGGACACUUCCUUCUCACCAACCUUCUGAUGCCCCUGCUGAAGAAAGCUGCACCUGGAGCUAGAAUUGUAAAUGUGAGCUCCCUGGCUCACGAGCAAGGACGGAUGAAUUUUGACGAUAUCAAUUUUGAGAAAACGCCUUAUAACGCAAUUACAGCUUACGGACAGUCCAAACUUGCAAAUGUCCUGUUUACCCGUGAGCUAGCAAGGAAGGGCGAAGGUUCUGGUGUCAACGCCUACUCCCUUCAUCCUGGCGUUAUAAAUACCGAGCUAGGACGUCACUUGAAGGAUACCUACGGGGCCUGUGCUGGAUAUAUGCUCAUGUGUUUUGCUCCUCUCUUGAAAACCCCUGAAGCAGGUGCACAAACUAGUAUAUUCUGUUGUGUAGAUGAGAGUAUAGCUGAGGAUAACGGAAAGUACUACAGUGAUUGUAGAGAGAAGACUGCAGCUGCUGCUGGGAGGAGUGAUGAAGACGCAAAGAAGCUCUGGGAGAUUAGUGAGAAGCUUACAAAUCUUCAACAAGUAUGAAUCUCAACUCUAACUAAAUCCCUCGAAAAAUCACGGAAAACUGAAAUAAACAUUUGAUCUAGCGUUCGAAUAAAGUUGCUGAAAUAAAACCGACUCUGAUUAUGAAACCAACAAUUGUUCUGUUCUAGAUUUAACCAAGCGUGGAGUUUUAUAGCUCUACACCAGGCCUAAACACAACCUUUAUCAACUUACUUUAUGUAAAACAAUGAUCCUUGAAACUGUGUUUACUAUUUACCAAUCUGACUCAUAAACAUAAACCAAAUAA